Molecule: messenger RNA, 1420 nt
Organism: Manihot esculenta (cassava)
Lineage: Eukaryota; Viridiplantae; Streptophyta; Magnoliopsida; Malpighiales; Euphorbiaceae
Product: transcription factor bHLH93
Exons: 4
Coding region: 252-1211 (319 amino acids)
Biological process (GO): regulation of DNA-templated transcription
Cellular component (GO): nucleus
Molecular function (GO): DNA-binding transcription factor activity; protein dimerization activity; sequence-specific DNA binding
Source: RefSeq, a predicted model, not a curated record
UACCACACUCUCAAAAGGGAAAUAGAAGGUUAAGCCUCCUUUGCUGAUUGAGCUUUAGAUUGUAAGUCUCUGCAAUACAAAAUCCAUUUUAUAAGAAAACAGCCAUUUUUAUAUCUCUUUUAUAUAUAUACUUCCAACUUGCUGCAACUUCAUCUUCUUAACAUCUCAAGCAAUCCUCUCAGUAUCAUCUUCAUCAUCAUCAAAUUCAUUUCCCUCUUUAACCCUCCCUCCAUAGAGAGAGAUAGAGAGAGAUGGAGCUCUCUCAGAAUGAUUUCAUGGAAGAAUUACUUGAAGUUCCAAGAAGAGACAGUAGCUGGGCAAAUUUCCCAACUUCUGGGGCUAAUGAGUUUUUCUCUAGUGGAUGGAACUUUGAUUCUUUUGAUGACAAUCCUUCAUUUCUGGGAUUCUCCACUACUCCAGCAGAAUCCACCUUUGACUGCCAUUUCACUAACCAAACAUACCCUUUUGCUGAUGGCUUCACUGUCUAUUCAGAGAUUGACACCUCAUUUCCACCCCAACAUCAAGAGUGCCCAUCAAUGGCUGAUGAAGAAGAUCUUGGUCUUCUUGCAACUCACUCUAGCAGCAAACUUGAGAUGGAACAAGCAGCUGCAAAUAAUGCUCAGGUUUUUACUAUGGGUUUGGGUGCAGAGAUGAAGAACAAGUCCAGAAAGUUAGAAGGGCAGCCAUCAAAGAAUCUAAUGGCAGAAAGAAGGAGAAGGAAACGCUUGAAUGAUCGCCUUUCCAUGCUAAGAUCAAUAGUACCUAAGAUCAGCAAGAUGGAUAGAACUUCAAUACUUGGAGAUACCAUAGAUUAUGUGAAGGAACUUCUUGAAAGGAUCAAUAAGUUGCAAGAAGAAGAAGAAGAUGAUGAAGAAGAAGAUGAAGAGGGUAGUAAUAAAAUGCACUUCUUCAAGGAUCUUAAGCCAAAUGAAGUGCUUGUGAGAAAUUCUCCCCAGUUCAAUGUGGAGAGGGGAGACACCAAUGCAAGGAUCAAUAUCUGCUGUUCAGCAAAGCCAGGGCUGCUGCUGUCAACAGUGAACACAUUGGAAGCACUAGGCCUUGAGAUUCAACAGUGUGUUAUAAGUUGCUUCAAUGAUUUUUCCUUGCAAGCAUCUUGUUCAGAGGCUGCUGAACAGAGAAAGCAAACAGGUCCUGAAGAUAUAAAGCAGGCAUUGUUCAGAAAUGCUGGUUAUGGAGGGAGGUGUCUUUAGAAGGAAUUUGAUCUACAAGGAAUUUAAUUUGCAAGUGAGAAUUUGUAAUAAAUGCUUUUUAAUAAUUGUAUUUUAUUUAUAAUCUCCUUCUCACAACUGGGCUUAUGAUGAAAGGCAUUAACUUAUAUAUGGGGAAUUUGUUCCUCUAACAGAAACCCCUUCAAUGUAUGAUUUGGAAAUAGAUAAAAGAGUGUAUUGAUUUAUGUAAA